UACUCUCAUUGCUUACAAAAACAAGGUGGUGCGUUAGAUUUUUUUCUGAUCUCGCCAAUUCAACUGUGAUUUUUCAAUAUACUUAUACUCCGCGGACGGAACAGCCGUUCAGCAUCAUUUGCCUUUGCAUGAACGAGUAAUGACGAGCAGCUGUGUCGCUAUAUUGUGUUAAUUCGAUAUCGGAAGUGAAUAGUUCAUAUUAACUCUUUUCUUACCUAUUCAUAUUCGUCAAUAAUUUUUCAAUCAAAAUGGCAAAAGGUGUUUUUAAUUUCGUAAUUUUGGUUUUCUUAUUUUCCUACGGUGUUUUGUCAGCCCCUACUCCUACCCCUACCAAAUCAGUUGUUUCCUCAAAUAGUGAUAACUCUACAGUACCAUCCGCGUCAUUGUUAAAUGAAAGUAGCCAACUACCAAUGCAUGAGAAAACCACUGUUGACGCAAAAUCUGCCUCAUCACUGGAAGAAACGGAUAAAUCCAGAACUCAUUCGCCUUAUAAACAUAUGCUCUCAAAUUUGCAACAGUAUAUGUCCAGUUUGCAACAUGUUAAUGCAUUGACUCCAGCUGCAUACUCUAGUUAUUCUUCUCCAUCAUUCGGAUCUGGAUACUCAAGUGAAGUCUUACCUUACUACGGAUCUUACGGUGCUUCUUCAUAUGCUCAAUCUGCUCCGGUAUAUCAUUCACUUCCAGUCUUUCCUGCAGCUCCAGUAGCUGUCCAAUCAGUUGAUCAUGCUCCAGUAGCUGUGUCUCAAACUACUGUCUCAAAACCAGUUGUAUCUUACAACCAGUACAUUGUUAACCAACCAGUCUACUCAGUUUCGCAAAAGGUCAUCCAUAAACCCAUCUACACUGAGCUUUUGGAAGUCGUUCAUCGACCAGUUAUUGCUGAAGUCGCCGAAGUUAUCCAUAAACCUGUUGUUACCAAAUUGCAACAGGUCAUCAAGAAUCCUUUGUACACUCAGCAUAUCAUCAAAAUACCAUCGUACGGUUUGGUCAAACAAGAAAUUUACCAGGCUCCUUUGCAAUUACAGGGAGGUACCAUUCAUGUAGUUGAUAAACCAGUCAGCCAAGUUGUUCACUUACCUCAACAAGUCAUUCAACAAGUAGCUGCUCGUGUUGUGCAGAUUCCAGUUGUUCAAGAACUUGCCACAAUGACUUCUUACCAUGUACCAGCAAAGUCUGUUGUCACAAAUGGAUUCUCCUAUGGUAGUUACCCAUCAUCAAUUGGAUUUGGGUAUGGUUACAGAUCUAGCUAUGGAUUAGGCUCCAGCUACGGAUUAGGCAGCUAUGGAUUGGGCUCAGGUUAUGGAAUUAGCUCUGGCUAUGGAUAUGGCGGAUCAUAUGGCAGUGAAUCUGCUUACCAAUCCUACCUGACCCCAUCAUACGGAUGCAGAGCCACUGGUACUUGCCCCACAGACACUGAAUCUGACGAAGAAUUCACCAACUUUCAAGCUGCUCCAUCUGCCUUACCUUACUCCUGGCCAUCAACAAUGCAAUCCACCUACAACAAUGCGCAAAUACCAAACACCUUAUUCAACGAAGAGCCAGCUUAUGUUGCUCUUGGUCAACCAAUCUUCAGUGGUUUAAGUGACCAGCCAAUCAAUAGCCAAAAAGAAACAGAAUCCUCAGCUGAAUCUGAUUCUGAACAACUAGAAAUGACCGGAAAAUCUAGGGAAAGUGAUAACAACGCUAUCAAGAGUAAGUCCGUGAUUAUAGCUGAUUUAAUCAAAAAUGACCCAAUUGCUUUCAAACAAUUCAACCAACUUGUCAAAGAUGUCAAAGCUAGACACCCCGAAGCCGAAGCACCAAUGACUAUAGCUGAUUUAAUCAAAAAUGACCCAAUUGCUUUCACACAAUUCACCCAACUUGUUGAAAAUGUCAAAGCUGGACACCUCGAGGCACAAAGCAGUGAAACGUUCAAUAUUGACGAAUCUCCCCAACAAUAAGUCAAGGAAUUAGCUGACAAAGACCCUACUAAAUGGGCUGAAAUCUACAGCAAAUUUCUGAAAAAUCAACAACAAUGAAAGAUCAAGGUAACAACCAAUACACCAAUGGAAAGUCUAAUUCGUCCUGGUUACGAUUUUUUACAAUGAUUUUUUCAACAUUGAAAAAGGGUAGCUUUGUUUCCAAUGUUUUUCAAUUGUGAUUUUUGAUAAUUUGUUUUCAUUUUUCUUAUUAAACGUGCAUCUUUU
Messenger RNA from Planococcus citri (citrus mealybug), 2186 nucleotides. RefSeq lists its product as uncharacterized. Bases 249 to 1940 code for a protein of 563 amino acids. The transcript has a single exon. The record is from RefSeq and is a predicted model, not a curated record. Lineage: Eukaryota; Metazoa; Arthropoda; Insecta; Hemiptera; Pseudococcidae.